Messenger RNA from Mya arenaria, 1723 nucleotides. Its product is annotated as selenoprotein M-like. The transcript is spliced from 4 exons. Lineage: Eukaryota; Metazoa; Mollusca; Bivalvia; Myida; Myidae. Gene Ontology annotation, cellular component: endoplasmic reticulum lumen. Gene Ontology annotation, molecular function: oxidoreductase activity. The record is from RefSeq and is a predicted model, not a curated record.
UGGCAAAUAGCGAUUGAAGUUAGCUCAAUACGUGGUAUAUUGUGCUCAUUCCAAAAUGGCUUUUCUCCGAGUGCUGACGUUGUUAUUAUUAACAACUUUUGUUUUUUCUGACGAUGAACAGACUGAUAAAGGAGUUGCAAAGGCAAUAGUUGAGAGUUGUUCCGGAUGACGACUGAAUCGUUUACCAGAGGUUAAGAGGUUCAUUUAUGACGACCUCCCUCUGUUCCACGAUGUGUCGUUCAAGCCGAAGGGUGGCGCGCCUCCUGUGCUGAAGUUGGUUACCAAGGAUAACCACGUCGUAGAGGAGGUGGCCUUGGAUUCAUAUUCGCGGGAAGAAUGUAACAAGUUGCUCAUGGACCGCGGGUUCCGCAAAAAGAAGUCCGAGGAUGAGGAACUUUCGGCGGAAGAAUUAGAAACAUUGAGUUAUAAAAGCAGAGAUGAAUUGUAGUGACUAUGGCUGCUAUUUUAGUGUGGAUGCGAGAAUAAGUGCGUGAUAGAAGACAUGUUACAAGUAAAGUUUAUUGUGUUUACGACAGUUUAUCUGAAAUUAAGUUGGUUUGAAGUAAAAAUGAUCAGCUGUUGAUUUCGUAUUUCUGCGAUUUUCGAGUUUUUGUUUAUUUUCAUCUUCAUUUGGCUUAACAUCUAGGAGAUGCUCCUCACAAAGGAUAUGUUCAAUAUCAUAUUUUUUUUAAAUAUUUAUUACGUUUGAAAUGUUCUAAUGAAUAAACACAUUUUAUCUGUUAAGUAAUUGAACUAUGAUGUUCUCGAAUCAAUAGCUAAAAAACCCGGUGUAUACUUUUGUGUACAUUUUUUAAUAAUACAAUUUAAUACGUUUAAUAGAAGUUUUGACUUUGAUACUGUUAUAUUCCUAUGACAAAGGUAAAAGUGUCGUUUACUUUACAUGCAUAAUAGUGUUGGGAAUCGGUUCCAAUUUUACUAUCGAUAAUCGGUUCCACUCAAGUAACCGAUUAUCGAUAGUACAAUCGGUUUUUUAAAAUACUAGAUAAAACCUAAAGUGAAGUUUUAUUCAUGCACAUUAUUAAACUCUUAAUCAUUAUAUGCAUAUACGUUAUGUCUGUGAUUAAAGUUAUUAAGUGUUAUAUAAAAAUAGUUCAUUUUUACUUGCUCAUUGUGGCUUUCAUCAGCCAUUUUGUUAAAGAUAACAUCUAAACACCUACUUAUAAUUUUUUUCAAUUUUUUUUUCGAUGAUCGAUUAUAACCAAAUACAAUCGAUUGUCGCCGAUUUCAGGCCCAACCAAUCGAUUUUCGAUUAUAAUCGAUCAUCGGAACAUCACUAAUGCAUAAUAAUAAUUGUAUAUACAAAUAUAUAUUCAUAAACAGCGAAAAAAAAAAUUAAGAAUCUGCAUUUACGCAAUUGUUUUUAUCUAUGCAAGAAGUUUUGUUUGCGUUCUAUCAAUAUUAAAUGAAUUAUGUCUAGAUGCGGUAAAAUUGAAUUUGCCAUGGUAUGAAUGUGCUAUUUAGAACUAUUUUCUACAAAUAGUGUUGACAAUCCAUCACGUGAUCACUCGCUGCCAUGCACCACCAUGCUGUCCAUCCAUGAAAGUCCGAAUGAAGUCGGAACUGUAAACUUCGUGUCAGUUUCGAUGGAUGAUUGUCGACUUGCCAUGUUUCGACAGCGGUGCAUGGCAAUGACUGAUGUGUGCUUUAUAUGUUCAUUUUGUUUUUAAUUUAUUCUUGGAUGUUAAAUAAAUGUCGAAAUGUG